CUAAGGAGGUUGCUAUCGAAGCCAAGAUUUAGCGCACAGGUUGCAAAUGGGUAUACGAAUUACUUAGUGGCUGGUGCUAAUGCCACGUGUCUAGUUAAAAACUAUGGUGGCAUAUAUCCACGGACUCCUUGCGGAAAGUGUGGCGCUUAAGGCACUAAAUUUGGAAUUACUGGAGGUCGCCGGGCAACCUGGGCCGAUCAGAGUACACGGACACCUUGGGAGCUGUUUGGGCACAGUAACAUAGUGUCACUGUGCCGUGCAUAUAAAAAGUAGGGCAGAUUCAUGAAGCACUUUUAAAAAAGUCCAAUGAAUCUAAGUAACUUUUGGGUUAGACGAAUGGGACAGUACCAUAAUGUUACUGUUCCCAAACGGCCCGCCCCACCAGUUCAGGGGCCCAAGUCUCUGGGCGCCUCACCCAGGUCUUGGGUUGCAGAGAAUCUUAUCAUUGGGGUUCACAUGCCUUUCAUGAUGUAAGGUAUCAAGUUCAUCAAGACGGCAGUUCCUUGGCUGAGGAGGAAUUGGAUCCUUUCUCCCUCGUUGCUGAUGAAUUAUCACUCGUUGCAGAUAGAUUGCGUGCCAUGGUAGUUGCGGAGGUUCCUAAGCUGGCAUCUGCUGCAGAAUAUUUCUUUAAAAUAGGGGUGGAGGGGAAGAGGUUUCGGCCGACGGUUUUGUUGUUAAUGGCAUCAUCACUGUCUCUUCAUGUACCUAAAAAUGUCGCAGGUGCUGCAUUUGAUAGUUUGUCAAAGGAACUACGUACACGGCAGCAGUGUAUUGCAGAGAUCACUGAAAUGAUCCAUGUGGCAAGUCUUCUUCAUGAUGAUGUUUUGGAUGACGCAGAGACGAGGCGUGGUAUAGGUUCACUGAAUUUUGUAAUGGGAAAUAAGAUAUCAGUGCUAGCUGGAGAUUUUUUGCUUUCAAGGGCUUGUGUUGCCCUUGCAUCUUUGAAAAAUACAGAGGUUGUAUCAUUACUUGCUACUGUUGUCGAGCAUCUUGUGACUGGUGAAACAAUGCAGAUGACAACUACUUUAGACGAACGUUGUAGCAUGGAUUAUUAUCUGCAGAAGACAUACUAUAAGACGGCAUCACUGAUUUCUAAUAGCUGCAAAGCGAUUGCUUUGCUUGCUGGGCAAACGGCAGAAGUUUCCAUGCUUGCUUAUGAAUAUGGUCGAAAUCUGGGAUUAGCAUUUCAGUUUAUUGAUGAUGUUCUUGACUUCACUGGCACAUCUUCUUCCCUUGGGAAGGGUUCUCUGUCUGACAUUCGCCAUGGAAUAGUGACUGCUCCAAUGUUAUUUGCUAUGGAAGAGUUCCCUCAGCUACGUGCUGUUGUUGAUAGAGGGUUUGAGGAUGCCGCAAAUGUUGAUAUCGCACUCGACUACCUUGGCAAAAGCCAAGGAAUACAAAGGACAAGAGAACUAGCAGCCAAGCACGCCAACCUUGCCGCUGCUGCCGUUGAAUCAUUUCCUGCAACUGAUGAUGAAAACAUGCGGCUGUCUAGACGGGCAUUGGUUGACCUCACGCAGCGUGUCAUUACUAGGACAAAAUAAUCCCGAAGGAAUGCCAUAUUUUCCUUCUAAAAAUGCUUUUCUUUAGAUAUCUGUUUUUUCCAGUUCCUAGUUCUUUCAAUUUAUGUUCUUUAAAAAUUUUCUACUUCCCAGCUUCCUUAAUUUUUUAAAUGUAAGAAUAAAUGAUUUUUUAUGGUUUUAAGGAAGCAAUUGGCAAUUUC
This is a messenger RNA of Nymphaea colorata (pocket water lily), 1723 nucleotides long. Its product is annotated as solanesyl diphosphate synthase 3, chloroplastic/mitochondrial-like. Lineage: Eukaryota; Viridiplantae; Streptophyta; Magnoliopsida; Nymphaeales; Nymphaeaceae. Gene Ontology annotation, cellular component: transferase complex. Gene Ontology annotation, biological process: ubiquinone biosynthetic process; isoprenoid biosynthetic process. The record is from RefSeq and is a predicted model, not a curated record. Bases 579 to 1544 code for a protein of 321 amino acids. The transcript is spliced from 13 exons. Gene Ontology annotation, molecular function: prenyltransferase activity.